AUGGUUCCGAUUUACUCCAUUGCGUGCCUCUUAAGUAUCCCCUUUUACGAACAGCAUGUAUACAUCGCCAGCAUUUACGAAUUUUACGAAUCGCUUGUCAUCGCCGCCUUCUUCGCCCUACUAUGUCAAUAUUUACACGUUGAUGAAAACAUACUCCGGCGUGUUUUUACAUUUAUAGAGCCGAAGCCGUGGAUACAUCCAUUACGAUUUUUGGUUGUCCACAUCGGCCGCAAUAAGAAAGGUCGAACUGUCGAUGGUUUGAGGUUCUUCAAUAUCAUUUGGAUCGGCGUUUUUCAGUUCUGUGCCAUCAAGUUUCUUGGGUCACUAGCCAAGUGCAUUACAGAAGCUACGGACACGUACUGUGAAGAUUCUAACGACGCCAGCCACGCAAAGAUAUGGAUCAUGGUCAUCGAAAUGCUAUCGCUGGUAACGGCAAUGCUCUGUCUCCUCCAGUUCUACCAUCAGACCAAAGCCGAAAUCAUUCAUCAAACGCCACUACUCAAGUUUUUAGCGAUUAAACUUGUUGUUUUUCUGUUCUAUGUGCAGACGACUGGGAAGUUUAUAUUUGGUUUCUUGACAAAGGAGGAAGGCGCAAUCCAGCCGACGACAAAAAUCUCGUAUCCUUCUUGGUCGGUCGGGAUACCAAACACCAUUUUAUGCUUCGAAAUGGCAGCAGUUUCAAUCUUGCACCUUUGGGCUUAUCCAUACAAAGGUUAUGAGCCGUCAAAAUCCAACGUUGUGACUAGCGCCGCCAGCGCAGCAGCAUUCAGCAAUCAGCACCUCACAGGCCGAGUUUUAGCCGAUCGCGUCCUCGUACCCGACCAAACCUAUGUCGAAUCUAUUCGCGAUAACGCUUCUGCUCUUGCAGGAUCACACGAAGCACAUGCAAACAUACUAGGGGGCGGAAGGUUAUCUAAGCAAGGAGGGAGAUGGGGGUUACGUGCGCUUGUUGAUGUUUUGAACAUCUCUGACAUUGUUCGGAGCGUAAUGAAAGGCUUCCGCUGGCUUUUAUCGCGACGAAAAUAUGAGGAUACAGAUGAAAACAGUGGCAGGAUAGAGCUUUUAAAAACGGCAAAUCUCUCUGAUGCUUUGACUCUCGUAGAGCGUGGAGCGAUGCUCUAG
Messenger RNA from Colletotrichum truncatum, 1122 nucleotides. Its product is annotated as DUF300 domain-containing protein. Gene Ontology annotation, biological process: transport. The record is from RefSeq and is a predicted model, not a curated record. Gene Ontology annotation, molecular function: transporter activity. NCBI's taxonomy places the organism in Eukaryota, Fungi, Ascomycota, Sordariomycetes, Glomerellales, Glomerellaceae. Gene Ontology annotation, cellular component: membrane.